This is a messenger RNA of Lentinula edodes (shiitake mushroom), 273 nucleotides long. RefSeq lists its product as uncharacterized. The transcript has a single exon. NCBI's taxonomy places the organism in Eukaryota, Fungi, Basidiomycota, Agaricomycetes, Agaricales, Omphalotaceae. Bases 1 to 273 code for a protein of 90 amino acids. Gene Ontology annotation, biological process: regulation of mRNA processing; spliceosomal complex assembly. The record is from RefSeq and is a predicted model, not a curated record.
AUGAAUGAUUCAGUGCUUCGUGGUGCAAUUUCUUUGAUACCUUCUGCACUAGCGUUCGAAUCCCCUUUCAUUCCCAGUCAACUUGACGAGGUGGAGAAUGUCGAUAAUUACCGACCUGGAGGUUUCCAUCCCGUGAAAAUUGGCGACAAUUUUUCUGCUGGGCAUUACAGGAUUAUACAUAAACUUGGAUUCGGUGGAUCGUCUACUAUCUGGCUAACUCGCAACGAAAAGUUUUCAGAAACAGGCUCUGGAAAACUAGUAGCUGCGGGCUGA